CCUGAUCAGUGGCCUGCCUUUUGCUUACUCUUUGGGUGGUGUGAGCUGUCGGUGAGAGCGGCCCAGGGAGGGUUGGGAAUUCCUUGCCCUGCUUGGGCCACACUGUUUAUCGUCUGCUGGAGAUUGGCUCUUGGAGAAACCAUCUGCCUGGCCUUCUGUUCUAGCCUGUUUAUGAAUACGGUGUCUUGUGCUUUCUCUUGUUGGCCCGGAGGAAAGCACACAGUUUUUGGAAGCUCUGGAAUGUUGGCACUUGGAGGGUGUAGCGCAUGCAGCUCGGGGGAAGCUGGGACCUGGGAGGCAAGGCUGCCUCUUCUUGGCUCACUUCCUUCACUCUUCUCUCUCUCUCUCUCUCUCUCCUGUUGUUUUUCAGGCAGUGAAGCAGACUUCAGCUCCUCGAGCAGCACAGGCAGCAUCUCGGCUCCUGAGGUCCACAUGUCCACUGCAGGAAACAAGCGAGCCUCUUUCUCACGCAACCGAGGUCCCCAUGGGCGGAGCAAUGGAGCAUCAUCCCACAAGUCUGGCAGCAGCCCACCAUCCCCAAGGGAAAAGGAUCUUGUGUCUAUUCUGUGCAGGAAUCCAUUGAGUCCCAGUAACAUCCACCCUAGCUACGCCCCUUCUUCUCCAAGUAGCAGCAACUCCGGCUCCUACAAAGGAAGUGACUGUAGUCCAGUUAUGAGGAGGUCUGGAAGAUAUAUGUCUUGUGGAGAAAAUCACGGUGUCAAACCCCCAAAUCCAGAACAAUAUUUGACUCCUCUACAGCAGAAGGAGGUCACCGUGAGGCACCUGAGGACCAAGCUGAAGGAGUCUGAGCGCCGACUUCAUGAGAGGGAGUCUGAGAUCGUGGAGCUCAAGUCUCAGCUGACACGGAUGAGGGAAGACUGGAUUGAAGAAGAGUGCCACAGAGUGGAGGCCCAGUUGGCACUCAAGGAAGCCAGGAAGGAGAUUAAACAGCUCAAACAGGUCAUUGAGACCAUGAGGAACAACUUGGCUGAUAAAGACAAAGGCAUUCAGAAGUACUUCGUGGACAUAAACAUCCAAAACAAGAAGUUAGAGUCCCUACUCCAAAGCAUGGAGAUGGCACACAAUAGCUCCCUGAGGGAUGAACUGUGCCUAGACUUUUCCUGUGAUUCCCCAGAGAAAAGCUUACCCCCGAGCACUGCAUUUGGCAAGAUGGCAGAUGGGUUAUCUCUGGAGGAACAGGUUACAGAGGAAGGUGCUGACAGCGAGCUUCUGUUGGGAGACAGCAUGGCCGAGGGCACAGAUAUGUUAGAUGAGAUGGUGACCGCCACCGCCACAGAAUCUGAUGACCUGGAGUUUGUUCAUUCUACCCCAGGGCCACAAGCCCUCAAGGCUCUCCCCUUGGUGAGCCAGGAAGAGGUCAGUCUGGUGGUGGAGCAAGCCGUGCAGACCGACGUGGUGCCCUUCAGCCCUGCCAUCUCAGAGCUCCUUCAGAGCGUGCUAAAGCUUCAGGACUCCUGUCCCACAAGCUCAGCAUCCCCAGAUGAAUCUGGAGCUGACUCAAUGGAAAGCUUCCCAGAAUCCAUCUCUGCCUUAAUGGUUGAUUUAACUCCAAGAAGUCCCAACUCAGCCAUCCUUCUGUCUCCCGUGGAGAUUCCAUUCAGCAAGGCAGCUGUGGAAGCCGGUACAAAUCGCCUCAUGAGAGAGCUAGAUUUUGCAGCCUACACAGAAGAAAGGUUGGACAGCAUCCUCUCGCUGUCUCAGGGAGGCGUCGUGAGGCAGUACUGGAGCAGCAGUUUCUUGGUGGAUCUACUGGCCGUGGCUGCCCCUGUGGUGCCCACUGUUCUGUGGGCAUUCAGUACUCAGAGAGGGGGUACAGACCCUGUCUACAAUAUCGGAGCCUUGCUCCGGGGCUGCUGUGUGGUGGCCCUACACUCCCUACGCCGCACAGCUUUCCACAUCAAAACCUAAUUAGUCGUUACUGUGUGCCAAUGUGUCCGUGUGGUGUUAUGCCAGGUAGAGCAACAGCAGGUGGGUCAGUGGAAGUCUCUAUUCUGUCGUUUUGCUCCUCGCUGUUUGAUUUGCACUAUAGUCAGUUGAAGCCCGGUCACUGUCGGAAAACCAGAGGUAAUCUUCCAAGGCAUGGAAACCUAGUUCUGGUAGCUGUCCCCACCAGAGUGGUGUAGAAAGCAUGCUUAUGCCCCUGCCGUGUCGUCUGAGGUGCCCGUUCUCAUACUCAUGGUUCAGGAAGAGAAAAUGCAGUUCGCACUUUCACCACAGCCUUCCCCAAGGCUGGCAUGUUAUCUCCUUGCUUCGCUUUGUGCCGUUUCAAAGUGUGUAAUUGUUCCAGCAUUCCAAUGGUCUUGUGCAUAGCAGGGGACUGUAACCAAAAAUAAAAAUGUAUUUGUGUAACUGGUUCAAAGAACACUUGAAUAGCUCUUUAUUGUCUUUCUUGAGGUUGAUAAGGUUUGAGUGUUUGGAUUUUUUUUUUUUUAACUAAAUGUAGCUCCAAAGUCUUAAAAGGCUCAUUAGCUCUUAAACCUGUCAGUGGAUGGAACUGUGUAAAUUUACAAUGUUACAAUGUACUAACUUAUUUUUUGCUUAUUAUAUAUAGUGUUUUAUUGGAAAUUGUUUGUAUCCACACACUUCAGCAUGAAAAUAAAAAUUAGUGUUUCCAUUUAA
Peromyscus eremicus (cactus mouse) is the source of this 2640-nucleotide messenger RNA. It is a transcript of the gene Sybu, whose product is annotated as syntabulin. The record is from RefSeq and is a predicted model, not a curated record. The coding region runs from base 172 to 1929 and encodes 585 amino acids. Gene Ontology annotation, cellular component: cytoplasmic microtubule; vesicle. The transcript is spliced from 4 exons. Gene Ontology annotation, biological process: axonal transport of mitochondrion; synapse maturation. Lineage: Eukaryota; Metazoa; Chordata; Mammalia; Rodentia; Cricetidae.